AUGUCAAACAAUGAUGAUAUCCAGUGGCUCGAGAGCUACCUGCGCUAUGGCUACGAUCCCGAAGCUCAAAGGUUCGAGGACAAUAAUAUGGUGUACUUCCAGACCAAUCCGUACUUUGCCUUGCCCCCCCCGUCUCAAAUGUCCCACCCUUCGCCAGGAGCGGGUCACGCUCGACUUCAACCACCAUACCCGCAAAGCCGUCCUUUAGCGGAAAGGAGUAAUGUGAGGCCUACACCUGCCAAUUCUUCAUCGGCGCCAGCUCCAUCGUCAGCGCUAUCUCGCCCAGCGCAAGCCCCGCCUCGUUAUACUCAUUCCUCAAACGGCGCGCCGCCCCCCGUGUCACGGACCCAGAGCCCGCAGCAUCGGUUCGCUCUUGUGAAGGGGCCGGAGGCGUAUCAGAACCUGGCACAGCAAGCUCUAUGCCACUCACAGCGGGCACCGUCUCCACAGGCUCAACGGCCAUCUCACUCCGAUCCCCCGAGUACGACGGUAGCGGCAGCAGCAGCUCCGCCCCCAUCAAAGACAGCUCCCCGGCAGCCUCAGACAACAGGGUCUCCUCAACUGCUCAAUCCCACAUCAGCACAACCGCACGACAGCGCGCCUCCUAGUGCACCGCACGCCGGAAGAGCCUGGACAGUGAUAGCAGACGGAAACAGAACGGCUUCAUCGUCAGCGACUGGGAGCGCGCCUCGACCGACUUCGAAGACGGUGCCGCCCGAGUCGCAGAAAGCGGUUUAUCCUCAAGCGUCGCAACCGGUGCCGUCUUCUGUGGUCUACCCUGCGCUGUUGCAAAAUCCACCAGCACACCAGCAUACAAGCGGGUCCAGGGAAACUCCCCCCGCUGGGUCUUACAACGCACCCUUUCAACCUAUGCCACAAGGUCCGCCUACAUAUCAAUAUUCCGGGGCGGUGAAUCAUGCUUCUCCCGCCGGGACUGACGCGGGAUCCUCUCAAAGUGUGCCUCAUAAUUUCUCGACAAGUCAGUAUACAGGUGGACCGAAUCAAAAUCCGUCCGCAGGUCCUCACCAGACACCGUCGCACGGUAUGCCACAUAUGCCACAGUCUGGACAUACACCGGUUUCUGCUCCUGCGCCCGACCCGGGCUUUGUCCCAGCGCCUUUGCAAGCAGUCCUUCAGAAGCAGCAAAUCAAUGUAUUUGGGGAACAGGAGCCCGGACCCGCCGCUAAGAGACGUCGUGUCACAGAUCCGAAGACACCAAAGCAGCCAGCUUCGUUUGUAGCCACAGAUGCCGGCCACCCUUCGAUUCCGGCCGGUGGACUGUCGGUCUACAGUUAUGCUCCCACAACUACCACUGGGCCCCGAGCCAAGGAUCAUCUCAAACAUCGCGCGGACAUUGUGAAGCCGAUAAACGCAGAUGAUGCUGCCCGCAAGCUGUUUUACGAUCCGAAGACCAUUGCUAGAGAUGUUUUGAUAGCAUCUGGUCGUCAUCCAACUGAAGAUCCUUUAAAUCAUCACCUCUUUCGUCUGCGCGACGCUUUUUCACACGUGGACAAUGGGUCGGAUUUGACGACGUUCCGGUGGGACUUGGUCGACUCACAUGAGGCACGUGAUCAAGGGCCGGUCGGCCAAGAGCCCGCGCCGCGACCGCCGCCGCAGAUCUUCCCGUCUGCCCCAGUCCCGCCAGCCCCUGCACACUUUCCACAGACGUUACCUCCACACCCACAGCCGCAAGCGCAGAUAUCAAAGCCCACCUCCACCCUUGAGAUCCCUGUCCCAGCUCCAAGUCCCCAAGUUCAGCUCACCGCCAAGACCAGUGUUCCUCCUUCCUUGCAGCAGGCAUACACACCACCUCCGUCGGCGCAGCCGCAACCACAAUCUCAGCCCAAAACACCGUCGAGCACGAUGGUUGGCAAGCGGGGUCCGGGCCGUCCGCCUGGGAGCGGCAAUAAACCAAAGCAGCCGGUGGUGACUGUAUCACAGGUGCCAUACCAGGUUUUCUGCUGUCAAUGGACCAAUUGUCGUGGCGAGCUUCACAAUCUGGAAGGACUUAAAAAGCACAUCUUCAAGGUCCAUGUUUCCCAACAGCUGACUUGCGGCUGGAGUGGAUGCACACACCUGGACCCCAUGCCUGCUGCGCAGCUGUUCAAACACGUGAAGACUAACCAUCUGGGCUCUAUCGCGUGGCGGCUGGGUGAUGGACCGUCUGUGCCAAAACCUGGGGACAAGACUACCGAAACAGGACUAUCUACAAUCCCCCAGACCGGCCGACCAGGCACGGAUGACAUGCUUAUCUUUCCGGCGAGUGGUUCGUCAAUCAGAUCUUACCACAGAGUUCACGGCAACACCACUCAGCAGCAAAAAGCUCAGGAGAUCCUCAAGGCCGUGCAGCGACUGAAAGAACAAAUCGGCGUGGGGUUAGAUCCGGGAGGUUGUGAACUGGCCAACUUUGUGCGGAACGAGCGACACAGCACGGACGAGAAUGUCUACGAAGUGGUUGUUUAGACGCGCGGCUCAUUCUAAUGUGAAGAACUCGACAUUUUGCAUGGGCGGAGUGGUUUCUUCUCACUUGUAUCUCGAUUUAUUGCAUCCGAGAGCAUCAACCUUCAGGUUCUAGUAUUCCGAUCACUUUCCCUUUCUACCCAUCUCUGCUUGUCCCCAGCCUGUCCAGAAUAACCACGUUUUUCUACAAUACUACCGUGGAAAGCUGGGGUCUCUUGACUGUUGAUACAUAUGCACAUACGUAUACACUCCUGAACCGACUUAUGGGAAGCAAACGAUGCAUUGGACGGAAGCUACCUAAGAACAACCGCCC
Messenger RNA from Aspergillus saccharolyticus JOP 1030-1, 2773 nucleotides. RefSeq names its product putative C2H2 finger domain protein. The record is from RefSeq and is a predicted model, not a curated record. The transcript is spliced from 2 exons. NCBI's taxonomy places the organism in Eukaryota, Fungi, Ascomycota, Eurotiomycetes, Eurotiales, Aspergillaceae. The coding region runs from base 1 to 2463 and encodes 820 amino acids.